Schistocerca gregaria is the source of this 6642-nucleotide messenger RNA. Its product is annotated as integrin beta-like protein B. The transcript is spliced from 3 exons. Bases 74 to 6388 code for a protein of 2104 amino acids. Lineage: Eukaryota; Metazoa; Arthropoda; Insecta; Orthoptera; Acrididae. The record is from RefSeq and is a predicted model, not a curated record.
AUAUAACUCAAAAUAUCGUCAAUUUACUCAUAUUUGACGAUAGUUGUCUAACGGUAAGAGCAUUACAUGAAUCAUGAGAUCCGUUGAUUCCGUAUUAUGCCUAGUAUUGUUGGCGGCGUUAGUGCUCGUCAGCUCCGUGGGGCACCACGGCAUGGCGAGCGCGUCCUCGACUGGGCGGGGGCAGUUCACCGUGCCUAAGAAUGCACUGGCUCUUUACUCCGGUAACGCCCUCAAAUGUGUUAACAGCUCGAGCACCUACUUCAGGUCGAGUGGGGCUGGCUGCGACAGCAACAUGGACCCCAGGUCGCCUUUUCCGAAACCUGGUCAGUCGCCCUUGAACAGGGUGUGCUCUCUGCAGUUCCAGGACAUUCCUGGCAGCGACAAUGUCGCUGGUGCCGCGGCUCUGUUGAACGACGUCGGCAAGAUUUUCACGGAGGGGAAGACCCCGACCAUCACAAAUUCCAACCACGAUGAAGACCUGAGCUUUGACGUGCUUGUCGACAACACUUACUUCAAAGUCACCUAUCUCAACGCGAGUUGCCACAAUCGAAACAGCCUCGGGUACUUCAAGUACAACAAGACGUCGAAGUCUAUUAUUUUUGACGACCCGAAGGGCAGACGUCAUCCUGGUCCGAUCAUCUUCUUCUCUCUGUCCGAGGGUACGGACAAGUGCUAUCCCAAGGGGUACUCGGUCGAGUACGGUCCCUUCAACAGGGGCGAGACGAUAGGGUUCUACUUGGUGGACAACGGGUACGACCUUGUUGGCAAACAAUGGGCCAACUUCACCGAGAGAAGCUAUUACAGCAUCAACUCGCUGAACAAGCCGGGAUACAAGCCGAUCUACGUGUGGGUGCACUUGCAGGAGAUUGGCGCGUUCAUGAUAGGGUUCGACGACAACGGGGUUAACAAUGUGCGAGAUUACGACUACAACGACAUCAUCGUGCUCAUGGAGGUCAACAUGGCGAUGGGGAACGUGAGCAUGCAGGUCCCUCCCAGCUACGGUUCUGGGAAGCUGAACGUGUGCAGCAAGGUGGAUCACGUGCCGGAGAGCACCUGGCUGCAACAGGAGAAGUACACCUACGCGUUGCUGGAUUCGCCGCUGCAGUCGGACUGCGUCAACUACAUGCGAGUCCCGAGCCCGUGGACGUGGGCGGAGUACGACGAGAGUGGUAGAGAUGCGUACUAUCAGGGCAUCGUCUCCACCUGGCGAAACUACAAGGGCAAGAGCCUCGUGUUUAGGUCGAAACAGAACAGUUCGGAGCAGGUGUUGGUGGCCCACAACGUCAGGGACGGCAUGGUUAGCGAGUACGUAGACAGGAUCGAUCUGUUCAAGGGCGACCCCAAGAACGACCAGAGCGCCGCCAAAUCCGUUGACGGGAAGGACGGGAAGGAGGCCGCACCUGUCGAGUGCGUGUGGGUCGGAUGCAAUGCGGUCAGGGUGAUAAGGAGGCCGGCCACCAUAUUGGCGUCGAGCACGACGCAUUCUUUGUGCGUGUCUGGGAGAGUGAACAUUUACAACGGAACGUACAGCGACGUCCCUUCGCUGCCGAGCCCGGACUUGACGAUCCUGGAGAUUAGCGGCAUGGAGGACAAGGAUGUCGAGGUGGCCAACCUGCGUCUGCUGAGGCCGGGGUUCCAGAGUCGCGUGCUGUCUCUGUACAUGUACUACGACCUCACCGGCAUUCCCAGCCAGAGGGCCAGGGCCUUGUUCACCGAGUCCGCGGCCAGCUUUUUGGCGUCGAAUCUCGACCGGGGCGUCGGAGGGUUCAGCGACGUGAGGGUUAGCCUGUAUUUCUACGUCCCGGGUUUGACGCCCAGCUACCGAUUCAUUGGGAGGGCCGACACGUUCUCAGACCUGCGAUCUAAGUUCAGGGAUGCCACUCUGGCGCUUCCGACCAUCAACGUCGAUACGGGGAGCGAGUCGAGCCUGUUGGUGCCGCUCUCCAAGAUUCUGGCAGAGCGCGACUCCAUCGCCUCGUACAAGGCGGUCGUCGUAUUCGCGGGCAAGGCGUGGGCCGAGAGCACGGAGGAAGAGUUCGCGCUGGCGGCCAGAGCGUCCGGGAGGUCCAUCGGCUUCGUCAGCCCCAGCUCGCUGUCAGGCUCGCUGGAUAGACUGAAGAGCAAGGUCCCGCACGUGUGGUACGACACGGACGCCUGGAACGGGUCGAACUGGUACACGGCCCUCGCCGGCAGCGUGUUCGAGAGUCAGAACUACGUCACGCGCGGGUAUCUGACGGUGCCGCAGAUGUACUCGGUCUACCCGGAGCACGACUCCCUGUUCGAGUUCGACUCGAGCACGGCGAUGAACGGGAGCAACUCGCAAAUCGACCUGGCGCCGAAGUACACCGUCAGGUGGCGAGCCAACAGCCAGAUCGUCAACGACCUGACGAGCUCGGGCGACGGCGUGGUCAGGACCAAGAUCGGCCUGAGCGGCUGGGGCGUCGUGAGCCUGAAUAUCGCGUACAACCGACCGCCAAUUGGCAGGGACACGUCUAUAAAGUACAAUAGCACCUCCACCACAGUUGAGCUGUCGGUGAGCGAUCCAGACAGCGCGAACCUGCUGAACAUCAAAGUCACCAGCAUACCCGCGGUGGGCAACCUGUCCUACGUGCAGGACGGCGUGGUGAGGCAGAUCACGAAGGCGGGCACCUACAUCAACGAGUUCGACGAGAAAGGGCUGCCCAAGUACAACGUCACGAACAAGCUGAUCUACAACACCACCAGCAGCGGUAACUACUCGUUCAAGUACGUCGUGGAUGACGGGUGCGUGACCAGCCGCGAGUACGAGGUGAAACUCAACGGCGCGCUGCCGAACACCGCGCCCAUAGCAAAUCAUAGCACUAUCCAUGUGUCCGAGUCCAACAGCGAACUGAAUCCGCUGGCGUUCAACAUCACGGGGAGCAUCAUCGACCCCGACAUCCACCCCCCUGUCUACGUCUGGUUCUACAUGCUGGACUCCUCGAAGGGUGUGUUCCGAGACAGCAAGAACAACACGCUGAAACUCAGGUCGGAGUACGGGCCAAACGACCCGUUCGUGUACUACGAAGACAUUAUGUACUUCAUCCCGUACAGGACCUUCCAGCCGUCGCCGGGCGUGACGUACGAGGUCGCUCUGUACAAUUUCCAGGAGACCGACGGCCUGCGGAACGAGUCCAACAACGCCUUUUUGUACGCCCAGUACACGUGGUCCGGAGAGACGCGUCCGAUCCUGCGCUUCCAGAACGACCACAUCAAGAUCGACCCCACGUCCUCGCGAGCGUCGUUCAUCAUGAUUUUGGAGGACGUGCCCGACUCGAGGCUGGACGUGUACAUGGACAGCAUGACUUUGGGCAACGAGAUCUUGGACGGCACCAAUGUGCUCAUCAGCUACACGAGCGACUCCUCAAAACCGUCGUUCGACACGUCGAUCAUGUCCGUCACGGUAGGGUCGAAUGCCUUCACGGUCGUUAGCGGCCUCGUGUGGUCGACCAAACUGGCGGCAGACCAGUCGGACGACCUCGUCAUAACCGGCACCUUCCGCGCGGUGAGGGUAGGAAAGGACGGGCAGCCCACCGGCACCCUCCCCAACUCCACCGUCGCCACGCUGACGCUGACCCUGAGCGAUCAGGGCAGCGUGGGCGACAAAGACAAAACGCCGACCGCGUACAACGUCGUUGUACCGAACUUCGACAAAGCUCAGCGCUCGCCCGAAUUUGACCUCGCGGGCACCGAUCUCAUCACUCCGGCUCCCGGGACCGAGAGCUUCACCUUCUUCGUCAGCGGUCCACCCACGUGCAAGAAUAAGGACGGGCAAAGCCUGCCUUGCGGAGCGCUCUAUCGAGUUGACAACAAGAAGCCUCUGUCCUCGACGAGUGCAGAGUCCGCUGACGGCAACUACGCCAGCGACACGGCGUCCCUCGUGGACAACACCGAGCAGGUGAUGCAGGGCCUCGACACCGAGAUCUACUACGGCUCCAAGCUGUCAAUCUACUUCGAACCAUCGCCUAUAGACCUCAAUUACCCGACGGGCACCCUGACCUUCACCUACACCGUCUUCAACGGCUACAACACUUCUGAGCCUGCGACCGUGACGCUCAAUAUCGACGACCUGGUGAUCCCUCCCGAGUCGGCCAGCAGGAAGGUGUACAUGUCUCAGGGGUCGGAGUUGACCGAGGCGUUCCCCAUCCAGCUAUCGAACGGCGUGGACCUCGCUUACCUGCAGGUCUUCGUGCCCUCCGACGAGAAGGACAUCUACAUCGGCGCGGCCCCCACCGAGCCCGACUCCGGCACGAAGGGCGAAGGCUCCGUCAUCCUGACCCCAUCGACGGUCAACGGCGCGUCCGUGAACGUCUACUUCAAAAUGCUCUCGGACGCAUACUCCUAUCUGCCCAGCGAGACGCCCAAGGUGUACAAGAGCUUCCAGUUUAGAGCGUGCGACAACUACUCCGCCGACGGCGGCAGUCAAGGACCCGUUUGCAGCAACAACUACACCAUCGACGUCUACGUCGUGCACACCCCCCACCAGCCCGAGUCCAGCGACCUGACCCAAACCGUCGAGAGGUCCGCCACCCUGAAGUUGGAACUCCCGGCCAUAGACCAGGACGAGUACGACAAGGGCAAACUGCGGCCCAUCAUCUACAUCGACAGCUUCGCGCUGAACGGAACUCUCUACUCUGACGAAAAGCUGACCCAGCCCAUCAGCCCCCUCACCGCCAACUCUGUCAUCGAGCUCGACUCGACCGUCAUGUACUACGUCUCGCACACCCUGGGCGAAGAUGUACUGCGCGCUCGCGACAGCUUCUCGUACACCCUGGUUGACACGACCGACCUGAGGUCCAAAGAGGCGAGCGUGACCAUCUACGUGAACCCCAGAGGCGACCCACCCUCCACGACGCUGAACGAAAUCACCGCCUUACAGUUCCGCAAUCUGACCUUCAGUCUGACUGACACGCAGCGAUACGUAACUGUCGAGGUGUCCAGCAGCACCGCUGCCGCCACCAUCACCUCUCUCCCUCGCGGCACCCUCUACGAAUGCACCGACGCCGCCUGCAGCAGCAGCAACACUGUCGCCAUCACCAGCGUGCCCCACGAACUCUCGCUCUCGGGCCUCGACUCGAGCCUCAUCUACCUCUCCCCUCCCUACGAGUGGGGCUCCGCCUUCACCACCAUCCGCUACACGCUGAAGGACGUCGACAGCGGCAAAACCUCGUCCGAACUCACCCUGACUGUCAACGUCGAGCACGUCAACAACGCCCCCGCUUUUGAACAACUCAGCUCCUCGUUCGGCGACGGUAAGCUCAUAUCUCUCAAGCAGACCGACGCCCACGACUUCGAGUGGAUGUUGACCGACGUGGACACCCUGCCAAGCGAGCUCUACACGGUACUUGUCAUCUCCCUCAACCAGAACCAAAACUGGUCCCUUCACCGCUGCCUCGACCGCGACUGCGGCUCCACCGAGCCCCUCGUCUCCAGCGGCUCCAAUUCCAGCGUCAACGACCAGUUCUCGAUGCUCCCCACCGAAGUCAGCAGCGACGACUGCAAGACGAUAGACGAUCUGUACAAACUUAACGGCACGCUCACCGAAGACACAAAAUGCUACGCCUACUUCAAGUACCGACUCCAACCCGACAAGGAAGUAGCCUACUCCACCUCCAUCGGCUUCACCUUCAUCGGCUCGGACAAACUGGCCAACACCGCCGAGUACGGCGUCGCAGUCCGCCACUCCUUCGUCAACCGACAACCUGUCAUCUGGGCACCCCCCGAAAUCGUCUCCGAGGCCGGCACCACGAACCCCUUCAUUCGCGACAACGACCCGAACAGCGAGACCUACAACAAGAGCGUCUCCAUCACGGACAUCGGCGCAUCAUCCAAGUGCUUGGAAAGAUUCAACAUAACCUCUGACGCGCCCGGCGAAUUCGUGCUCUCCACCUCCGCUCAACACAUGUGCAACCAGAGCAAGGUCGCCGCUGACGACAGCAACCCCGAAUCUCCCCAACUCCCCUUCGUCACGUGCCUCGGCAGCGUCGAUGACCUGAACAGCUGGCUCCCCGAACUCCGAUUCAGCACCAACCAAACCACCGCCACCCUCACGUUUACCAUCGACGACAAGGGCUGCUCCAGCGGCGUUGACGACGACCGGUCCUACAGCAACACCGCCACUACACAUCUCAACCUCACCGCCACCUCCGGCGGCUCCACUGGUAAGGUCGUCGGUAUCGUUGCCGGAUCCGCCGCAGCCGCCGGCAUCGUCGUCCUGAGCGCUCUCGCCUACUUCCUCAGACAUGGCAUGUCCUCUCCUCCAGACGUCUACUUCGAUAUCGGCAGCGAGAGCGUCUCCACCGCUCCUCAAAACCCUCUCUUCCAACCCAGCACGCAAGAGUACAGCUCGUCCAUCUACAGAAACGCAUAAACAACCCUCUCGACACGUGGAAUCCUCGAAGACCCUCCUGUGGGGGGCUGCUUUGAUAUCCUUAACCAAUUGCACGCUUUGAAAGGGGCGGAGACUCUAUGUAUGCUAUCUCUUGAAUGAUAUAAAAAGCCCGCGAAAAAGCCCAUCUUCCUCCUCCCUCCCUCAGGGGGGGCUGGCUGCAGAGGAGGGUGCGCGGCUCAUUAAAAAAAAAGACCUUUUUCUUUAACUCUUUAAAAAAAAAGUUCCCCCCUAAA